AUUGCAGGAGCAAUGGCUGUGAAUCCGCUAGACCUCUGGAACCAUUGGGCGACCCAGAUUCUGGUGCUUUUGAGCCUCGCGCUUCAGGUUGUCCUCCUCCUCCUCGCGGGGAUCCGAAGGGGUGAAGCUUCCACCGUGCCGAAGCUCCUCCUCUGGCUUGCCUACCAACUGGCCGACUCGACCGCGAUAUAUACCAUCGGGCACCUGUCCAUCAGCGCCACGGCAGAUAGGCACCAACUCGUGGCAUUCUGGGCACCCUUCCUCCUCCUGCACCUCGGUGGCCCGGACAACAUCACGGCGUAUUCGCUCCAGGACAACGAGCUGUGGCUGCGCCACCUCCUGACUCUCGUCGUGCAGGUCCUCGGAACUGCUUAUGUGCUCUACAAGCACAUCGCCGGCAAUGGCUCCUUGGUUGUGCUGGCCUCCAUCUUGAUGUUCGCAGUCGGUGUUGUAAAGUAUGGCGAGAGGACAUGGGCGCUCAGGCGUGGCAACAUGGAUAGCAUCCGGGGCUCUCUCAAGAAUCAAAGUAUGGGAAGAGGAUAUAAUCACUUUCACCCACAGGAUCGGGGGUUGGACAGAGAAGAAUCCCAGUUGCGUAGAGCUCACACGUUAUUCCACAUCUGCAAGCGUGCCAUUGUUGAUUCUUCGGUCAACAUUGACUCAGAUGGCCAUGAUACCUCCGAGAAGCUUGGGAGGCCACGGGCUAGGUAUAUGUGGUUGUUGAUGGAGAUGGAGCUCUCCCUCAUGUAUACCAAAGCGGCAGUCAAUCACACAUGGUUUGGCUACUGCAUCCGGCUCUUCUCACCGCUCGCCGUUGUCGCCUCGCUCCUGUUAUUCUACUUCAGACGCAAAGAUGGCCAUAGCAUAGUUGAUGUUUUGGUCACAUAUGUCCUGCUGGUUGGUGCCUUGCUCCUAGAGACAACAUCUCUGCUGAACGCACUGGGGUCGACCUGGACAUUUGCUUUCUUGUAUGCCACGAGCUGGGACUCGCUUCGAUAUACCUUCUUGUGCAAUGGAAGGUGGGACCGGCUUCGUCGUGCACUUGUAUCUCUUCGCUUGCUUAUCAGGACAACCACUGGAAGAAGCAGUAGAUCAGUGAGAAGGUGGUCCGGCACAAUGGGGCAAUACAAUAUGUUGCACUUUUGCAGUCUUUGCGUACUUCGGAAGAAGUGGAGUCAGGAUGCACUCGAGCUUCAGGAAGGAUUGGACCAUCAGGAUGGAUUUGAGGGAAUAUCGUAUCAAGAUGUCAGUCAACUUAUCGGAAUUGAGUUCCAGGAGGGCAUCAUCAUCUGGCAUAUCGCCACGGAGAUUUUCCUUGCCUGCAGUGCGGUCAAAAAUGAAAUGGAAGAAGUGAAGGCAGUCAGGGCAAUGUCCAACUACAUGAUGUUUCUCCUCGUGGAGCGCCCAUACAUGCUACCAGGCCUUCCUCAAAAUAGGUUGUACCAGCAAACAUGCAAGAACUUGGUCGAAAUACGGGACCAGGCUGAGCUCCCAACUCCCCAUCCCAGAUGGGGCUUGUUUACUAUGCUCAAGGAUUUAUUCCGCCUGCGUGACGGCCCCAAUUCUGACUCAAGGCUGAUGCUGGUACAGGAGUUUGCCAUCAUCCUACGUAAAAAGGAUCCACCCUUCAGCUUCGGAGCUCCUCGUCUUUCUUAUGCAACUUCCAUCGCCAAAAAGUUGCUCAAUAGGGAUAAAAGCAGGUCGUUGCAGCUGCUCCUGAAGGUUUGGACAGAUAUUUUGGUCUACGCAGCCAACCGAUGCAGCAGGGACUCCCAUGCCAAGAAGCUCAACGAUGGUGGUGAGUUGAUCACCGUCCUGUGGCUUAUGAUAGAGCACCUUCACCAAGUUUCUCUCGAUGCACAAGGGAGUUAAGCCGUGAAUCGCUGCUGUGGGCGCUCCUGGGAGAAGGCACCCAGCAGCUUCACUCACCUUGUAGGGAUGACGCUUCCUCUGAUCUCGUUGUGUUUACGGAGCUUCACCGCCGCUGCAGCCGGAUGAACCCAGGAUUAGGCCAGAUGAAUAGAUCAAUGUCAAAUAGUUGUUCUAUCUCACAUCCACCAGAGUUACUUCUGCUAUCUAUUUCCUCUUUUUAGAGA
This is a messenger RNA of Phragmites australis (common reed), 2096 nucleotides long. RefSeq lists its product as uncharacterized. The record is from RefSeq and is a predicted model, not a curated record. Bases 13 to 1872 code for a protein of 619 amino acids. The transcript has 2 exons. NCBI's taxonomy places the organism in Eukaryota, Viridiplantae, Streptophyta, Magnoliopsida, Poales, Poaceae.